GAGCAAAGCAACGUAUAUAAUUCAGAACAUUACGGAUCACGAUUGUUUGGAUUGAAUUGAACAUGUUGAUUCCAUUACUGUUUUCGUUACUGUGUAAGUACAUCUUUGGGCUCGGAUCAGAAAUACACAUAUGGGAUCAUUCAGCAAUCAUACGACAUGCGCCAAAAAUUUAAAUCGCGAAAAAAAAAAAAUAUAAAAAAAAAUGUUUCUUAAUCAUAUUAAAUGAUAACUUUAAAAAACAACGAAUAUUCAAAUUUACUACAAUGAUGAGUUUUCUGUUUAAUGACUUUACAAUUAAAUGUUCUUAGUAAUCUUAGUGAAAUGAAUGAGAAAGGAUUUUUUUUUUUUUUGGGGGGGGGGGGGGGUUUAAACUGAAAUUAACAAUUAAAAUGGGUUACCGGAAAUUUGCUCGAAAGAAAUUUCGUCGACAAUAAAUUGAUCGACGGAAAUUUGAUCGAACUGAAAUUUGUCGAAUCUUUUUUUUCCGUUCAUCCAGGACGCCAUCUUCCGAAAGCGCCACAAUCGUCUUUUUUCAUGCAAUAUAUAAUUGUGUAUUCAUAUAUUGUAAGGAAUAGUGCACCUGAAAUUCAGGCUUUUGCAAGGCACUAAUACUAAGUCUAAGCGAGGCAUAAUAUCUCUAUUUUAAGAUGAUUGGCUGUUGGAACAGAAUCAUAUUUAUUGCAAAGUGAUUGCCUAUAAAAAAAUUUAAAAAAAAUAUUUUAAGAUGGUAUAUCAACACAUGUGUUAUACAGAGUGGGCUCUAUUGAGUUAAAAUCAAAUUUCUUCGGAUGGCUGCUUCUUUUCGCGGCUUCGUAAAAAAAAUAAUUUUUGGAAGACUUUUUAUAAGAAAAGUUGUCUUGAAUGUAUCACUCCACGCCGUGACAUCAAUAGAUAUAAUUCUCUAGCCAUGAAAGAAUGAUGUAGCGUGUAAUGGUGAGUUCAAUAGCGAUCAAAAUAAAAUUCCCGAUAACUGCGCUAAAUGAAAUUUAUAAAAAAAAAUACCGCAAGUGAGUUAGUUCUACGGAAAUCGUCUGAAUUUAAAAGGGGAUUAAUAAAACUGCUGUGAAAAAAGAGGGGAGGGGGUGUUAUAAUAUUAUCAUAUUUCAACGGUGUGAAGAAGUGUGCGGUAAAAUACCUGGGGGAGGGAUAAAAUAGCACUAAUUGGGAUUCUUAUAAAGUGUGUUACUUUAAUGCAUAUUUUGCCUAGAAAUUUUUAGUAGAUGGGAAGUUUGCGCAUUGCUGCCGUCAUUGUUUCGCGGGGCUAUAGCUAGUCAUCAAUAGUAAGUUUAAGUGAUCAAAAUAUAUUUAAUCCAUACUCCAUAACCUUAUAUCACUCCACCCAGUGGGCGUGACAGAAAGUGUCUUGCCCAAUCUACCCGACUGUCAUGCUGCGCAGGACACGCCCCUGGAUACUGCCAACCCGGCUACUUUAUUCGGCGUCACCCACGAGCUCGGGGUGAAGGCCACGCCCCAGCGCGUCGGAAACUUGCGACAGAGCGGACCGCUUCCUACGGGACAUUUCGCCACGAACCACAUCAAGAACAAGGACAUCUGGCCCAUCAUACAGACACCCUAUCAGAGUAAGUAUCGCAGGCUUAUCAAGAGCCUGUGAUAUUAAAGUAAGUCUCAUGGCCUGAAAUAUUAAGGUAAUACUUAGUGUCUUACUUACCUACGUUAGUGUCAUGGGGCUGUCAUAUCAAAGUAAUUCUCAUGGGUCUGUAAAUCAAAUUAAUUCUCAUGGGUCUGUAAGAUCCAAGUAAUUCUCAUGGGCCUGUAAUAUCAAAGUAACGCUCAUGGGCCUGUAAGAUCAAAGUUAUUCACAAGGGUGUGUGAUAUCAAAGAUGGGAUUAGGCUGGUCAAGGCGUGCUGCCUGGUUGCCUAGCUUAAACAAUAUCUUGCCGGGCUGGUCUCUAAUGUCGACUUUUCAUGGACCGUAUAAGUAAAUACCACAGAACAGAACACAUCUACUAUCACAUUGUAGUGUUCAUGGCGACGACUGUCUUGGACAAGUGCAGGAGUAUUUCAAAAUCUUGUUUUUAAAACAAAAAUGGUGAAUAAUAAAUGAAUAAUUAUGAAAAAUGUAUCACGUGACUUGAACCAUCCACGCGAUCAGGCGUCUAAAAAAUUAACUAAGUCGGUGUUGGUCUUAUGAUAUAAUCAUCGGGUGUCCGCAGUUCUACUGACCACCGACGGAGUGGCGCUGGAUUCCUACACGAUGGACCGCUGGACUGACCCCAAGAGGACCGACUUUAUGGAGCAGCAAUCCGCCUGGGAGCAGGGAAAACCCUGGAACAAACUCAACGACAUGGGCUCCAACAUGCGUCAGAUGACGUCAGGGCCCGAUGGAAAUCCUAAGUCUGGUUUCUCAGGUACGUCACGACAUAUCAAGUUGUUUUGAGGGGAGAGGGAUGGGAAAAAGGGGGGGGGGUAGGGGAGGUCAGGUGACAAGUCUAGACUAUGUUAAGUAUGUAACACCAUAAAAAAAAUCACGCAGAUGUCGAUAGUUGUCAUAAACUUAUGUCAUACUGCUUGAUGGUAAGAAAACAUCUGUUUGUUUUUUUUUAAAUUGUUUUAAUUCAACCGGAACUGUUUCUGAAAACGUGUUAAUUCCCCCACUCCAGGUAAAUCAGGUGUCCGUGUAGGAAUACAAGGUGCCGGUGAACCGACCUUGACGGCCUUUGGCGAGCUGUAUGCCAACUUUGCCUACCACUCCGGGGGGAGCUCGAUGGAGGUAAAACUAGAGAUCAAUGCAAUGCAAUUAUGUCUCUUGUUAACUGCCCGUCACAACUGACUAGAUGAGCAGUUUUUUCAAGUAACAAUCUAUAACAAAAAAAAAAUUUUUUUCACCAUAUAAAAACAUAUCUAAAUUUCCAUACAAUUUAUCAUUUAGGCGUUUCCUGGAUGUAUUUACAAUGUUUAUUUUGCAAAAUAAAUGAUAUCUGCUUAAAAUACCCAGCAGAUUCUCAUUAAUUCUGAUGUUUAUUGUUUUAAUUUCUAGUCACAUUUUUUGUGACUAUUAGAUUUAACAUCACCAUUUAAUAAGACCCCCUACUCUCACCAGUGGAACUGAGAUAGCUGAGCAAUGGACAGAGACCUAUCUGAGCAAUGGACAGAGACCUAUCUGAGCAAUAGACAGAGACCUAUCUGAGCAAUAGACAGAGACCUAUCUGAGCAAUAGACAGAGACCUAUCUGAGCAAUAGACAGAGACCUAUCUGAGCAAUAGACAGAGACCUAUCUGAGCAAUAGACAGAGACCUAUCUGAGCAAUAGACAGAGACCUAUCUGAGCAAUAGACAGAGACCUACUAGAAUAGAUAACUUUUUAAAAAAUAUGAACGCGGUGUUUGAAAUACUCACAAGGGGACGACGUGGCUGAAGUCACUGACUCUUUUCCCCCAUACCCUGUCCCCAAAAAUAUUUUUUUUAAAUUUAAGUAAAACAUUUAUAAUCAACUGAGCUCUACAUCAAUCAAAGGGGAUUUUUAUCUGUAUAAUUGUAUUAUCAUCAUAUGAUAGGUUCCUAUUGUCCGAGGCUCGGCCUUCGUGACGCACGUCUUGAAAUCAGCCAAUCCCGUUGUGAAGCCGUUCUGUCUCAGCUCCAUCAACAGACACGCCACUAACUUCGACUGUCCAGUUUUACCGUCAGGUCGGUCAAUGCUAAUCAACAGAUUUGAACCUUUAAAAAAGAAAUUGUUUCUUUUUCUUAUUAUAUCUUUUUAUGCCUCCGUGCCUCUCUAAUCUCUCUCUAAUUCCUCUAUGUUUCUAAUCUCUCUCUCUCUCUCUCUAAUCUCUCUCAAUAUCUCUCUCUAAAAUCUCUCUAAUCUCUCUCUCUCUCUCUAAUCUCUCUUUAAUAUUUCUCUAAUCUCUCUUUGUCUCUAAUCUCUAUCACUCUAAUGUCUCUCUCUAACAUCUCGCUUGCUCUAAUCUCUCUUUCUAAUAUCGCUCUCUAAUCUCUCUAAUUUCUCUCUAAUCUCUGUCUCUCUAAUCUCUCUCUACUCAUUUUAAUCUCUCUGUCUCUAAUAUCUCUCUCUCUCUCACUAUAUCUCUCUCUCUCUCUUUCUCUCUCUGUUUGUGUGUUAAUCGUGUAGUAUCUCUAUCUCUCUCUUUAUGUCAUGUCUCUUAAUUUAUCUCUUUCUCCCUAGCCGGCAACAUUUCUCCUUGCUCUUAUUUUUUGUCCUCUUUUCUCUCAAACUUUCCCAUAAAUUAUAACCUUUUAGAAAGAGCAUUAUUUAUGUAUACAAUUGGCGAAAUUUUGUUUCUUGUAGAAUAGAGUUUAUUCCAAAUGAAUUAAUUAUGAUGGAUAAUUUUUGUUGUUGUUUUUUUGGGGGGGACUAACAAUAAAACCUGUCAUCCACAUCCAGCCGGCGAUGGUGGCAGUGGCAGCAUUGAAGGUGAAUGUCACGGGGGUGUGCUCACCAUAACACUCCACAACAGCAAAGCUGUCACGGACCUGUCUCUUCUACAGGUGAGUGUGUUGUGUGUAACUAGUGGUGACCACACAAGGGAAAAAAAAUCAAUGCUGUUCACUUGCAUCCUUAUUCGUUUUAUUCAAUUUUAUCCUGUUCGAAUAAAAAAAAAAAAAUUAAAAUAACAAAAGUCCUCAAAUUUGCUUAAAUUUGUAAAGAAUAAAAAUCUUUUAACAUAAAUAAAUUCUAAGCUGAAGACAUAGAUAGAAUAUCACGAAUUUUCUUCAUGUGACGCAGGAGCCAGUGGACAUACGCCCUUGUUAGUGACAUCCCUGCCACUGUCAGUACCCCCCCCCCCGUGCAUGAUAACGAAUUCCAAUGCCACUACCUGUCUAUCCCUCCCCCGUUAGUAACGCAACUGGUGUAACAAUACUUACCAACAUCUCUCUCUAAAACCAGUUUCUUACGGAAUGACUUAUAAAAAGUCGCACGUUAUUAAAACUUUUUUUUUUCAUUAUAAAAAAAACAAUGUUUUUUUUUUCUUAUUUUAGGCUAUAUCUCAGGCCAGUUGUAUAAAAUUUUGUCGAGAUAGCCUUCGGUUUCUCGUCAAUUUCAGUAUUAGCAAGUGAUGAAAAUUAUUCCAAAAAUGGGCGUCAUCUUUUUAAUUAAAUACACCAUUCGGUAAUGUCUAUUUUUUGGGGAAUGCUAAAUAAUUAUUCUUAAUUGUUCAUGUUUUGUCCACCCAGUGGGCAGCUGACCCUAAAAAUAACUGGGGUCACACUUUCAUGAGAACCUGUGACGCCGCUCACUGUACGGCUUCAGAUGGCGGGAAAACCAUCAGAAUCAGGAUACCCAACUCAUCAGGUCUGACGCAUCGCCUGCAAAUAAUUCUUGCUAUUUAAGAUAACAAUAGAAAUAAUAACCUAAAGAAACGAAUCAAAAUUUUUAACAGCGCCUUAAAAGGUCUGAGUAGUAAAUGUGCUAAAAUGUAUUGUCCCAAUGGUCUACAAUCUUAAAUUAACAUUAUUUGUUGAAUUAGUAAACAUAAGUGUUAUAAUUAUGUUCUCGGAAAGCUUUAAAUGGAAGGCCUUUAUAAUGGGAAAGGAAAAAUUAUUUACUCUUUUUGCGUUUCCAAUCUUAGCUCAAACAUCGGCACAUUGUUUCAGGAACAUGCAAGGGUGAGGGUGGGGCGAAAAGUUGGGGGGGGGGGGAGAUCUAUCUCGGGCCCCAUUUUCAAAAAUGACGCCAAAAUAGACAUAUUCUUGCAAAAAAAAUAUUAAAAAAAAUAUUAAUAUAUACUUUUUGGGGAAUAAGGCACCGAAAUUCAGUCUCAGCCCCGGGCGCAGCCUCUUCUUGCGCCGACCCUGGAGUCUUUGUCUCAAAGUCCAAAAUAAACCAAACGGACGUCAUAUUCUUACUUUGGUCUCAUAAGAUAAUAAUGUCACUGUAGCUGUGCCUGAUUUGAAUGUCUUCCAAACCGACCAUCUCACACACAGGCGUCAUGAACUACGCCGUCAACUACAUCGGUCACUACCUGGUGCCGUCAGACUGGACCAACCAUCCAGGGGAGGCCACCUGCUCGGGGAAGAGGGAUGUGGAGUCCCGGGCCGCCGGGGACAUUUCACUGACGGCCACCUGCGCCCCAUCCCGUGACGUGACCAUCGUCGUUGACCUGGGGCCGGAGGCAUUCCCUGGCCUGGAUCAUGUGAGUAAAUUAUGUCUUAUUUUUUUGUUUAAUCGUCCACGUUUUAACCUCAACUCUUAGAUCUUCCCUACCCCACAAAAAAAACAAUAAAAUAAAAUAAAUAAUAAUAAAAUAAAUAAUUAAUAAAUAUAUAUAUUAUAUAGUUUGAAAUAUAAUUUUUGAGAUUUCUUUUAUCAGAUACAUUUUUCAAAACGAAAAAAAAAAAAAAUAAUAAAAUAAAUAAUUAAUAAAUAUGUAUUUUAUAUAGUUUAAAAUAUAAUUUUGGAAAUUUCUUUUAUCAGAGAAAUUUUUCAAAACGAAAAAAAAAAAAAAAAAAAUGGUAAAAACGUUAUAAAGCAAUGUGAAUGGGUUUUAGUUUAACAUUUAAAAAACAAACAAUGAAAACCAUGGCCCAUUUAAUCUGCCAAGCCUUUAUUAGAUAUUAUAUCAUACAUUUAAUUUCGGUUUCGUCUCCUUCUUUUAUAUUUUUAUAAAUAUAAUAUAAUAUUUUUUUUUUUUUUUUCAAACAUGACCGCAAUGUGCUCUACAUUGAUUUAAAUAAAAACAAAAAACCGAUCAAUCUUAGGUUUGGCUAUAACGCAAUACUGGGUUACUGUUUAAAAAAAUAUUUUUUUUUUAAAUAUAUGAAAAAAUGCGAGUGGUCGUAAAGCAAUCAUGUAAAAAAAAUUUAAAAAAAAUUAAAAUUUAUACAUUUCUCUUUUCAAUUUAAAAAAAAAGCAAUUAUAAUAAUAAAAAUAACAAUACUGAUAAAAUAAUACAAUGUUGUAGGGAUCCUUGUAAGGUUAUAAGGAUGUGCUGAUGAGCGUUGAAAAGACUUUCAUUUAAAUGUGGGGAAAGCUGAAGUAAAACAAAUUACUCUCAAAUCUAAAUAAUAAUAACGACAAAGCCGUAAAUAUGUAGACCAAAUCUGUGUAAUCUUCCUUGGCUUAUUUGUUCAAUGUCGAGCAGCUGAGAAGUUCUCAAGGAAAGAUAAGAAAAUACCAUCAACAAAACCAAGGCCAAAGAAUUCGGAAAAAAACAACACAUUUUUAAAUUAAAAACAUACUUAUCUUACAUUCCCCGUACACAAACAGCUAUGGUAAAAAAAUAGUAAUAAUUUAAAUAAUAAUUUUUUUUUUUAAAUAGCAUAAAAUGUACCUAGGGUCUUCCACUUGAAAAAAAUGUACCUACCAAUUAAUAGUCAAAAAAGCCCUUUAUACUUAAAAAAAAAACAAAAAAAAAAAACCAUUCUUUUGUGAACAGUUCCAAUUUGCCAUAGAAACAGCCUCCACAUGGACGGGUGGAUUCACACCUGGCAUGCACACCUGCACAUCCGCCACCUGUCAACACAGUGGCAGUACGGUGACAAUCAGAACCAAGGCGCCGGCCAAUGAUUACAAGUGAGUGUCCGUAUCACGUAUCGGUCAUUGAAUAACUUAUCGCUCCGUUAUUACAUUGAAUCUAAAGCGAUUGUUGCCUCCCCUCGUGGCUUCAACGCGAAGCUUGAACUAUGGUUGAUUCGUUCAUUAAAUGUCGUUUCUUUAACAAACAAAGAAAUGCUUUCCUAUGUAUUCAUUGUGAAAUGUAUUUGAAUACAUUUUGUAUUCGUAUAUCUUUUGUAAUCGAAUACCUUUUGUAUUCGAAUAGACUUUUGGGUAAUACACUUUUGUAUUCGUAUACAUUUUGUAUUCGAAUACCUUUUGUAUUCGAAUACCUUUUGUAUUCGUAUACCUUUAUCGUUCUCAGAUUGGCGGUAAACAUCAUCGGGCAGACGACUUUUCCCAGAGCGGACUGGCUGGUGCAUCCGUACCAAAGCAAAUGCGACGGUUCGAGAAUCACAGAUGGCGCUGGAGGCAAUACCCAAGCCACGCAGGGUCCGGCCCACGCCACUUCCGCCCCUGUCAACGUGAACUACGCCUACACGGCCGGAGACAUAGCCCAGGCCAACACGAAGUUCGUCAUGGAGCUCAGCGAGCCCGGGACCGACCUGCCCGAUCAGAGCCGGAAGUUCAUCCUUUACUUCUCCUCUCCGGUCUUGGCGAGGAUCGACCAGGGCGCCCAGCUGAUCAGGUUCGAGCCCCCAGGUGGCGGGCAGUUCACCGGAAUUUUGCAGGUGGCCUACGCCGGGGCGUCGAGGAGAGGAGACGGUUCACAGAUUAACUAUUUCGACAAGUACGCCGGGGUCUACCCUUAUAAACCACAUGUGAAAUACUGUGUCAGCAAUUCCAGGAACAAGGGUUACGUCAGUUUUGAUUGGGAUACCGUGGACGCGUCUGGUUCCGCUGCCAGGUCUGGUACUCUACUAAUGGUCGCCAUGCCACACCAGGUAGGUGAACUUUUCUAGCUAUCAUGUUUCCUAGCUGUUUUGUCUCUGGCCAAGCAACACUGCUUGUAUUUACGAUUUCUUCUACAAAAUUCCCAUUUCGUUGGUUUUUUUUCCCCAAUCAUAACAAGCUCUCUCAAUCAGCAUUCUAUGAGAGAACCAAAUAAGCUACAUUCACAGCGGAAUUAAAUUUAAAAUAAAUGAAUUGAAAUUGAAAUUCAGAAGAAUUUUCCAAAAAAACACCCACAUUUUAAAGUAGCUAUAAAACUUAUUCUUUAGCUUUCAAUCUUCUACUAAUUUCAUUAAGGACUCGGUGUGAUUUGUUGAUCAUGGUAACAUCUGGUAGUUGCUUUGAAAUUUAGUUAGGAUAACGGAAAAAAAUGUUCACCAUGCAUAGCUAGCUGCUUAGAGAUAUUCACAAAAAAACAACAACAAAAACAACAUAUCCCUUCCAAAACACCUUUUAAACAUAUGUUUCUAUCUUCUUCGUAAAAUGACACUUUUGAAAUUGUUAGAGGCUCAUUAAAAAAAAAAAUUACUUUGUUCGGUGAAUAAAUUCGGGGUUAGUCUAUUGUUUAGAGGUAGAGGUUUGAUAGACAAAUGAAUUCUUCUCAAUGCCCACAAUUCUUGCUAUUAAAAUCCAUAUCUUUUUGGAAAUCCUCAAAUCUAUCAAUAUUAUUUCAUUUCCUUUUUUAAUUUAAAAAAAAAAAUGUUUCAGGCGCUCAUUUUAACCAAGUCUCACUCAGAUAAAGUGGUCGACACGCCCUUCACCUUUAAAGGGUACGAAGGAAAUGAUUGGCUGAUGGAGUAUGACGUACUACACACGGAAGUUGACCCAGAUCCCCAGGGCGUGGCUAGAGUGAGAGCUAACCCCACUCAGUUGCAGGUAAUGUUCCACCCCCCCCCCCGAAAUGAAACACAUCUUCUGCUGGUUACAUCAUGGUGCCCUUUUCCAUCAAAUGUAAAAAGAAUUCCGUUGUUUUAAUACUCCGAUCUUAAUGGUGCAUUAAUGAAUACCCAGAUCCCCAGGGCGUGGCUAGAGUGAGAGCUAACCCCACUCAGUUGCAGGUAAUGUUCCACCCCCCCCCCCCGAAAUGAAACACAUCUUCUGCUGGUUACAUCAUGGUGCCCUUUUCCAUCAAAUGUAAAAAGAAUUCCGUUGUUUUAAUACUCCGAUCUUAAUGGUGCAUUAAUGAAUUGCACUUUUACUUGUCAACAUCUUAACCAAUGGUCAUCACUUCGAACGGCUAAAUUUACAUGCGUGAUUUCAUGAUGUUUGCAUCGAUCUACUCAAACAUUUCGUUUAUUAGAGCAGUUACGGUAAACGAGAAACACCCAUUGUUAUUUCCGCCAUAAUAUUUUAGAUUAUCCUUCAAUUCUCAGAAUGUUCUGGCCGCCAUCGAGAGAGACUCCCAGAACCAAAAUCUGGACGCCAUCUGUGCCCACACCGACAGCUACAACGGCGGGAAAGGCAUCGGCAUGGUGACCAGGCUCGCCAGCUUGUCCCGGGCUUUCAACACCAACCACUACACCAGGCUGGAGAACUCCAUCAAAGACUGUCUGGAAAAAUGGCUCAGAGUUCAAGGUUCGUGGGAAGAUCUAACUGGGAACUAUUUGUUCUCUCAUCUUUAUAUUAUUUGUUAAAAUGCUUUUGUAUUUGAAAUGAUCUGUCGGCCUCUCUGUUCCUCAAAAACGCCGUGAACGCCACUGGUUCAACAGGGAAUACACAUUUUAAUUUGUCACUAAACUUCUUCUUUUUAGUUCGCCGGACCGAUAGCAAUUACAUUCACAUUAAGGGAAAACCCAGCUUACCCGACAAACGACUAGUUCGGUUAAUAACUAAGAUCUAUAAAUGUUCUCGUUGAAGCUUCAGCUAAAAUAGUUAUGUCAUGAAUUUUAUUUCAAACUGCCCCCCCCCCCUUUUUUUUUUCAGCAACCAACUCUGGUGUAAAAAUAAUUAUGGAUGCCAACGUUUAAGUCACUAGAUGGUAAAUUGCAAAUAUGCGAAUCCUUUAACCUUAAGAAACAAACUGAAAUCAAAUUAAAAUCAAACGACGGAUGAUGCUUCCAUAGCCGUAAAAUUUGCUCUCCGAAAACCUUGUUAUUUUAAUAUCAUUACAUUUUUCCCCUUGCAAUGUAAUGGAGUGUAGGGGUUCUACAAUUUAACGGAGUGCCUGGGUUGUACGUUGUAAUGGAGUGCCUGGUUUGUACAUUGUAAUGAAGUGCCUGGUUUUUACGUUGUAAUGGAGUGCCUGGGUUGCACCUUGUAAUGGAGUGCCUAGUUUUUACAUUGUAAUGGAGUGCCUGGUUUGUACAUUGUAAUGGAGUGCCUGGUUUGUAUAUUGUAAUGGAGUGGCCUAGUUUGUACAUUGUAAUGGAGUGCCUGAGUUGCACCUUGUAAUGGAGUGUAGGGGCUGUACAUUAUCUUCUGAGAAGCAUAAGAUCGAUUGCCCACGUUAUUUAUCACACAGACUCACUGCAUAACGCUUAUCUGUUUUUAAAUUCACGUUCACGAAAUGACCUCUGACCCGCAGAUACACUGGACAACAUGUGGAAGUUCCACUACGAUGACGUAUGGGGCGGUCUGUUCCUGCGGGCCACCGGGGAUGCCGGCGUAGACUGGGGAGUGGACUACGGAUUCCCGUACUACAACGACCACCACUUUCACCUGGGCUACUUCAUCUACGCCAUGGCUUACUACGUGAAACACAACAGAGCUUGGGGCAAUGGUAUGUCGGUUUGAGAAUAGGUUUUGCGAUGAGACUUGGGCAGCUGUUUGCAUUGGGGGUGUCGUUUUCACAAAGACGCUCCACACAUUUUUCAAUAUUUUAUUACGUCUAUAGUUUCUUCUUCUUCUAUAUGUUGAGGACUCACCAUCAAGGUAUUGAUCAUUCUGGGCUACCAGUAUGUGCGUUUUGUUUUGCUAAUAGUUCAAGACAUUCAUGUAACCAAGACACCAUUUAUAAACUGUUACCGUUUUGAGACCUGAAUUAGGCAAUAUAAUACAUAGGAAUAUAAUACAUAGGUCUUCAACUGCCUACCUUUUCGAGAAUAUUAUCUAAAUUUUAAUUAAAUUAUUUUUCAGCUAUAAAGCAUUAAACACCUGUGUUUUAGCCAUGUAUGCAAUGUUUCACUGUCUUGUUUUACGUCUAGUCUCCAACCUCUGUGUAUUAACCAUGUAAGAAGUAUUUCUUUGCUGUAUUUUAGGUCUAGUUUCCAAACUCUAUGUAUUAGCUACGCAUGAAAAGUUUCAUUGUGUUUGACAUCUCAAGCUCACAAGGCCGCCAUCUACUCCCUGGCGAGAGAUGUUGGAAACCCCAGCUCCAGGGAUCCUCACUUCCCGGUGUCCAGACAGAAAGACCUCUACACCGGCUUUUCGUGGGCCUCGGGGCUCGUGCCCGGAAUACGCCAGGAGGAGUCGGCGUCUGAGGUAUAAGAUCACGUGACACUAGGUUGCAUGGGGAAUGUGCAUUGGCUUUAUGUGUACGUCUUACGUCAACGCCGUAAUUCAUCUCAAAUGGAAAUUUUAUUAGGGAAUUAAUUUUAAGUUCACGGCCACUGAAUAACGAUAGUGCCUACCAAUCUGCCGGGCAAAGUGAACGCUUAAAAUCAACAAGUUCACGUUUAAAAUGCUAGAAGAGAAAGAAAAUUCUCACCACAAAAUUUGCUUGAUCCAUGUAUCUCUCCCCCCCCCCCCGCCCCGUCCCAGGGCAUCAACUGCUAUCACGGUCUUGCAGCUCUUGGUGACGCCUUCAAUGAUCAGAAUUUAAAACAGACGGGUCAGAUCUUGUUGGCCUUGGAGGUGGCUUCCGUCAGGGAGUAUUGGCAGGUAUGUCAUGACUCUGUUAAUUAGAUUAAAUUGACAUUAAAGGUAGCAUGAACUUUUUUUUUUUUUUAACCAUGAACAAAAACGUUUUUUUUCAAUAAAUUAUUAUUAUUUUUUUUUUUUGGCAUCUCAGCCAAUGAAAACUGAUUAUUUCCAUAAACUAAGAGGCUCCUAACAUCUUUUUAAACAAUCAAUGAUCAGAAUUUAAAACAGACGGGGCAGACCUUGUUGGCCUUGGAGGGGGCUUCCGUCAGGGAGUAUUGGCAGGUUUGUCAUGACUCUGUUAAUUAGAUUAAAUUGACAUUAAAGGUAGCAUGAACUUUUUUUUUUUUUUAACCAUGAACAAAAACGUUUUUUUUCAAUAAAUUAUUAUUAUUUUUUUUUUUUUGGCAUCUCAGCCAAUGAAAACUGAUUAUUUCCAUAAACUAAGAGGCUCCUAUAAUCUUUUUAAACAAAGGAAAUGGAACAAAAUGAGGUUGGGGGGGGGGGUGGUAACGAAUUUUAAAGUGGACGCAACUACUUAUUUUGAAAAUGCAGCGCCCUUCCAAAUGUUUUCCCUUCCAAUUAUUCAUUCAUAUCUUAGUGUGCUGUAAUAAAAAAAAAUUCUAGAAACAUUUUGAAGGGGACGCCACUGCAUGCCUGAAAAUCAACCUGUUUCUCUCUGAGAGUGACUCGAGAAAGGAAUAGGAAUAGAAUGAUGUCCCUUGAAUUCGAUGUUAUUGUUAUACAAUCCACUCUCAUGAGUACUAUUUACAAAUGUAUAUUCAAAGGAAUAGAAAAAAACUCUAAGAAAUAUUUAGAACAAUUAAAUCAACUUAUGCGUACGUCCUGAAAUAGAUUACAAGGAAUCUUAUUGUUAGGAAAGAUUGCAAUAGUUAUGUUACAUAACGAAAAAAACGUUAAGAAAAGAUACAAGUAAAUAAACUUGGUGAUUGAAAACAACAAGAACAAAUAAACACAUAAUUUCUUAUAAAAUUCAUUUGAUUUAAAAAAAAACAAAAAACUUUUUAAUGUUCACAGGUCAGAAACCACAACCGAAAUCACUUCCCUCCAAUUCUCCAGAACUUUGGAGUUGUCGGCAUGAUCACGGAAGCUGACUUCUACGCCUACACACUGAACUGGCCGUGCGACCCCAACAUCUUUCCCCAGAGGCACGGGUGUCUGGUGGGGAUACAAGUGAUACCCAUAACAGCUGUGUCCAAGUACUGGAUGGAUCAGGUGAGUUGACCGAACAGGUGUGUCCAAGUACUGGAUGGAUCAGGUGAGUUGACCGAACAGGUGUGUCCAAGUACUGGAUGGAUCAGGUGAGUUGACCGAACAGGUGUGUCCAAGUACUGGAUGGAUCAGGUGAGUUGAUCAAACAGGUGUGUCCAAGUACUGGAUGGACCAGGUGAGUUGACCGAACAGGUGUGUCCAAGUACUGGAUGGAUCAGGUGAGUUGACCGAACAGGUGUGUCCAAGUACUGGAUGGAUCAGGUGAAUUGACCAAAGAGGUGUGUCCAAGUACUGGAUGGAUCAGGUGAGUUGACCGAACAGGUGUGUCCAAGUACUGGAUGGACCAGGCGAGUUGACCGACGGUAUAUUAAUACACUGUCGGAUGGCUUGUAUCAAUACAAACAGUGUUCGGUGGUGGUAGGAAGGGAGUUUUCGAGGGGGAAGUCCACCCCCGGGGAGGUCCUUUCCUUCUUUAGAUAGUGGUGUGGCAUUAACGGGUAACGGCCAACAUCUCGGCCUGCCCUCGGAAAAGAACUUCGGAAAUAUUGUUCCACAGUUUUGAGGGUAAGAGGUGUUUUUUUAAGGGGUCCUUUAAUAUCGGCCUUCUAUGCAAAACCAUUAAAAAAUACAAAUUGUGACCUCUCCAUUUAAAAUCCGAGUAUUACUAGCUAUAAGCCCGCCAAACAAUGGCGACAGGAACGUGUGAACGUCCCAUAAUCCCAUCUACUAAAUUUACUUGACUAAAUAUGCAUUCAGGUAACUCACUUUACAAUAAAUCCAAAUGAGUGGUUCACCACCUCCCCAUGUUCGCAACAGCUCACUUUUUUUCACGCCUCUGAAGUUUAUAAAUAAUCUCAAUUUCCCACCAAUUUUAUACCACAAAUGUAUAACACCAUAUUCAAAUUGAGAGAAUAUUUCCGUAAAACACAAGAAAAUAUUGCGCACCAAACGCGCAUGCUGUAGAAUCUCAUUUAGCGCAGCUGUCGGGAAUUUUAUUUUGUGAAAACAGUGUUAGUGGCAUUGUGAUGUGGAUAAUGAUUUACUAUGAUUGUUUAUAUUUCACUCGGCCUGAUCAUUAUAAACUCGUUGUCAAGAUGAUGCGAUAGUUGAGUUGGUUUUGUUUGACCGUCUCAGGAAUGGGCGGCCAGCGUCCGACACACCUGCGAGUCUGCCAUCAACCCGAGUACGAAUCCUUCCUACAGCAUUGCGGAGAAGACCUCCGACCUGAGCCGAGCCCUCGGCACGGUGAGUAACCAAAAAAGCUGAUGAUGGUCAUAAGCAUUGAAGUGUUCAAAUGGGCGGUCAAUUUUUUUUUUUUUUUUUUUUUUUUUGAAAAGGGGGGGGGGGGGGAGCGGUUUGUACAUGAGCUAAAUAUAAUAAUUCAUACAAGUCCAGAAAAGCCUUGCACAUAUGAACGAAAUAUAAUCAUUCAUACAAGUUCAGAAAAGUCUUUGUCUACUUAUCUGAUACAAUUUAAAGUACUGAAUGUUGAAAUAAAAAAAAGGUAUUAUUUUCUAAACCUUUAAAAUGCCUUUACAAUUUUCGUUCAUUCCCGUUUAAAUAUAAUAAUAUAUUUCACACAAAACAAUAUGUAAAUGUUUUAGCAUAUUUUUUAAUGGCUCUAUUUCUAUGUAAAUAUGACUUCCAUUGAAUACAAGGCAGUCGUCUUUUGCUGACCAAACCUCAACUUUGCAAAUCAUAUUCUAUUAGAAACUUAGGCCAAAUUCAAUGUCAAGAACUCGGUGGAAUUGUUUAAAAUUUAUUUUUUAAAGUGUGUGUGUGUGUGUUUUGGGGAAAGGAAGGUGGGUUGCUAUUCAUUUCAAUAAGAAGAAUAAGAUUAAACAUGACUGAUAUUAUACAACUGAAAUAUCUUCUUAAACGCACGAUCUAACUUCACGUGAUUUUUUUCUAGCUUAGGAUCUUUCAGUUCUUCCGAAGUUCAUUUGAAAAAUGUUGCAAAUAUUCUUUCCCCAGAAUGCAUUUCUUUCUUACAUCCGAUGUUUAUAGAUAUUAAUUAAUCCCCACCGUUCUUGAAGACUGUUGCCAUAAUGUGUCCACUACCCCAACCGUUGGAUGGUUGUCUGUACUUGGGACUAAAUGUGUAACUCCUAACAUAUCCCCACACCUCACGCUGGAUUAUUGCCUCACUUGCUUUAACUCUCACAACUUCGCUCGGCUUUCAUCUUAUCAGUGUGCCUGGUAGUCGACAUGUCUUCCUUUUACUCCAAAAAAUGUAUUUUGUUAGAAAAAAAAAUCACAAAAAAUAAAAAAUUAAAACACCUUAUCAUAUUUUUCAUUUGUGUUUUUCCCCCUUAGGGCUGGCAAGCUUUCUGCUAUGCGGCAAUGGCUCCCCUGGACGCUGCCCAUGCCAACGCCGCUGCCAAUUAUGUCAAGGACCUACGGCCCCAGGACUUGGUGGGCGGCACCGGGGCAGCCAGCACCUUGCUUUUUAUUUAUGCUAGUACAUAAAGACAUAUAAAUACGUCCAACAUGUUGUAUGUGUUCGUUAGAUUAUCGAUUGUUGGUAGCGAGUAUAGCGUGGUUCAUUAGAGUGGCGAUUGUUGAUAUAGUGUUUGUAAUCGCUGUUUAUUAAAAUAGAAGUCAUCGAGAGAAAGAUAUGAUAUGAGUAAAAAAUCAAUUUUUCCCUUGUGUUAUUCUGUGUGUCCCACGCCCUCUUGGUUCGUUAUUUGCAUAAGAUAUUUAUAAAUAAAGACUUAAAUAAAAAAAUAUUUUUGG
This is a messenger RNA of Lymnaea stagnalis (great pond snail), 16188 nucleotides long. The record is from the annotation of a GenBank genome assembly. NCBI's taxonomy places the organism in Eukaryota, Metazoa, Mollusca, Gastropoda, Lymnaeidae.